Ambispora gerdemannii is the source of this 495-nucleotide messenger RNA. The record is from the annotation of a GenBank genome assembly. Lineage: Eukaryota; Fungi; Glomeromycota; Glomeromycetes; Archaeosporales; Ambisporaceae.
AUGAUUUUUGCAAAUGACGAGAUUCGUAAUAAUACUAUUCGUGAAUGUCAGCAACAACUUCAUCAAUUAAUACAACUUCCAACCGAAGAACAUAUCAUUUCAUUUAGCUCAACUAGCUUCUCUUCUAAUAACAUGUUUGCAGAUAUUAUAUUUGGCACUCAAAGAUCAAGUUCUCUGGAUGAAUUAGAUUAUUACCUUGAUUUUAGAUGGACACCCGUGGCUCUUCGUAAUUCAGAUCCUCUUUUGUGGUGGCGACAACAACAAACUCAAUUUCCGACCCUUUCAAAAUUGGCACGAAAAUACCUUGAUAUUCCUGCUACCUCUGUUCCCAGCGAGCAUCUUUUUUCAGAUGCUGGCAAUCAUAUUAUUCCACAAUGUUCCAAUUUAAAUCCAAAAUUAGUUUCUCGAAUGCUAUUUCUGAAAAGAAAUGAUGAUUUUGUUAACAUGUUUUCUAGUUCUCACCUGUAUAAACAAAAAAAAAAAGAAUUAAAUUGA